This is a messenger RNA of Musca domestica (house fly), 2345 nucleotides long. Its product is annotated as myb-like protein AA. The record is from RefSeq and is a predicted model, not a curated record. The transcript has 3 exons. The coding region runs from base 750 to 2345 and encodes 531 amino acids. Lineage: Eukaryota; Metazoa; Arthropoda; Insecta; Diptera; Muscidae.
UCGUGGUGGUGGUAAUGGUGGUUGGUGUGUGCUAUUGCUGGUGCUGCUGGCUGGAGUCGAGUGGAGUGGAGUGCCCCAGUGCUCAUCUUUUUGUAAAAUGCUCGAUGUGCCCGGUGUAUGCAACAGCCAGCGACGAGCCACAACCAGUAGUUGCUGUAACUCAAGUGCGCGUGCGUGACGUUUUUAUGUUUAUGUUCGCGUUUCUUUUGUUUUGCGCAAAAACAAAACUCGUUGUCAUCGUCGUCGUCGUUUUUAACGUUUCUGGUUUUGUGCAACACACAAAAGCCCAAAAAGCCGUCGCGAGUUCUACUUAAGGUUUUUGCAAAUUGCGAAAAAAAUGAAAUAGGGGAAACUUUGAAGUGAUUGUGCGAACAAAUUGUGAAAGAAUUUCAUUCACAAAGCGUUUUAAUGAGAAAUAUUUUUAAAGUUUGAUUUAAAUUUAUGAAAUUUCAAAAUGAGAUUUUAAAUAUGCAAAUGUAUUCACUUUUGAAUAAAAUGAAAAAUUACGAAAAUACUUACAUUGCAAAUACGAUGAUGUUUGGAUUAUGAGUUUGCUGAAAGUGAAAGAAAUGGAAAUGUUUAUUUAAAAAAAAAACAAUGGAUUUAACUUAAAAUGGUUUUAAAUACGUUAUUGGAAUAGCACAAAGGAAGGACUUCACAUUAACAUUUUAAAUAAAAUACCAAACUGUAAUUUCAUUAUCAAAUACCAACUGCCUUUCCGCAUGAAAUCAUCAUAGCGCAUUGUGAUUAUGCCUAUAUUGCUUCUGAAUACGCCAACAUACUCGACGAACAUAACGCAAAACGUUAUGUUACUGGAAUAUAAUAAUUGCUUAAUUAAAAAUAGACUGUUAGCAAUCAAUCAUCAUCAGCACGCCAAUCCUGUUGCCGCCGAACAACAAAUUGAAACUUGCCAAUCUACAAAGAUGUCAACACCUUCGGCGACGGGAGCUAAAUAUAAAACAACAACAGCAACGACAGCAGCAGUAGCAACGACAGCAACCACACCGGAGACGAAUGAAAUAACAAGAAGCGCCUUGGAGGCAGCUAAUAUGUACUUGCAACAACAGCAGCAGCAACAAUUUCAACGUCAACAACUUCAUCAUCAACAACAGCAGCAACAACAACACCAGCAUCAGCAGCAACAACAUUUGUUGAUGCAACAACACAUGUUGCAACAAAAUCUAUUGUCAGCCGCCAAUUCAACAUCACCUCUGCAACAUUUGAAUAAUAUUUUUGGUUUGAAUUUUAAUCCAGCCCUGCAAAACUCUCCUUCCCAAUUAGCCACGGUACCCUCGCCGGCCGCAACAAUGCCUCUAGCCGCCUCCUCCAUUUUCCACAUACAAAAUAAUUUACAACAUCUGCUGGCCGGUAUUGCUCCGCAACAGCAACAACAAUUCAAUCAACUCUAUCAGGAAUUCUAUGGCAACAUGUUGCCGCAACAUUAUCACGAACAGCAAAUGUUGCGUGAGCUGAUAGCGGCAACAUCAACGGCCCAGACGGAUAUACUUCCGGUUAAUAGCAUGAUUAAAUGUGAAACACCCAUGGCAACGACAACAACAAACACAUUGUCUCAAGACACAGCACCACCACCAACACUUUUGGCCACCCGAGUUGCUGGUGGUGUGACAAACAUGCUGCUGGACGAUGAGGUGGUCGAGGACAACCUUCCUGGUGGUGGUGGCAAUACACCAAAGACCGGUGGUGAUAACGAUGCUCAUGGCGGUGAUAUUGACGGUGGUGCCAUUGGCGGCAUUGCUCCCAAUCAUAACGAUUGUAGCAGCGGCAUCGGUAAUAUGGCUUCAUUAGAGCAACAACAUAAUGAGACAACGCACGCCAACCAACAUCAACACCACAACCAGCCCCACAGCCACCAUCAGCCGACCAGUCAAUACCAGUUGAGCCAGCCACCACACAAACAAUACCAACAACAGCUGGGUAAUAACAAAUUGCCCAAAGCACAGUCGGCCACCUCACACCAAACAACAAGAGUACCGACAACCACACCAAUAACAACAACAGCAACAACAAACAGAGAACCACAACCAUCAACAUCAGGUCUGGCUUUGGCCAACAACCAACCGCCUGAUUUGUCGGAAGCUGACAUUAAAAGUGACGUUGCCGGUGGUGGUGGUGGCGGUGUUGAAGUUACUAGGUCUGAUAUCGGUCGUGGUAAUGCAUCAUCAGUGACACUUCAGACACCUGUUAAUAACACAGCAACAUUAACAGCAACAACAACAAGUGGAACGACAACAACAACUUCCAACGUCGGGAAAUUGGGUUUUGAGGCAUCUGAUGGUCUUGAAAAAUGUUUCAAAACUCACUUAAUGCCCUACAAAAAUAAUUAA